Prosopis cineraria is the source of this 1206-nucleotide messenger RNA. RefSeq lists its product as uncharacterized. NCBI's taxonomy places the organism in Eukaryota, Viridiplantae, Streptophyta, Magnoliopsida, Fabales, Fabaceae. Gene Ontology annotation, biological process: microtubule cytoskeleton organization. The transcript has 5 exons. Bases 101 to 991 code for a protein of 296 amino acids. Gene Ontology annotation, molecular function: microtubule binding. The record is from RefSeq and is a predicted model, not a curated record. Gene Ontology annotation, cellular component: cytoplasmic microtubule.
AUUCCUCAUCAGACUCAACCCAGCCCCCCGAGUUUUAUACUGUGCCACCACUGCUUUUACUCUGUUGGUAUUUCUACUUCAGUCUUCUUCGUCUAUUACCAUGCCACUCAGACCAAUUGAUAACGCUCUUCCGACGACAACAAAGGGGCCUAGGAAGCAAUCGAAAGUUGUUCAGCCGGCCACCAAACAAUCUGAACGUCCUCUGAAUGACGAAAAUCAGACUCCGAUCCAGCCAUCCGGGGAUGCUGCCAUUGAUUAUAUCUCCUCAAAGGAUCUUAAACCUAUAUUCGACCCUGAAGCAAGGAUUCAAGGUUUAAUCGAAGAUUUGGAUUCGAAAAAUUGGCUCAAUGUCUGCGAGGCUUUGAACGAUGUCAGGCGCUUCGCAUUGUACCACUCAUCUCUUCUGCUCCCGGAAUUGGGGAAACUUGCAUCGGUGGUGGCGAAGACAAUGAAAAAUCCUCGAAGUGCUCUAUGCAAAACCUCUAUCAUGGCCGCUUCUGAUAUUUUCAAAUCCUUCGGUGAUAAAUUGUUGGAUCCCUCCACCUCUGAUGCAUUUGAUAGCCUGCUGCUGCAGCUGCUGCUAAAAGCAUCUCAGGACAAACGGUUUGUGUGUGAAGAAGCAGAUAAGGCUCUUACCUCAAUGGUGGCUUCAAUAGCCCCUUUUCCUCUGCUUGAGAAACUGCGGGCAUAUGUCAACCAUGGCAACCUCCGAGUCAGGGCUAAGGCCGCCGUAUCACUCUCCAACAGCGUCUCCAAGAUGGGGCUCGAAGAAAUGAAGGAGUUUGGGUUAGCAGAGAUGAUUAAAGUGGCGGCUGAUUUGCUGAAUGAUAGACUGCCCGAGGCGAGAGAAGCUGCAAGAAGAAUAGCAACUUCUAUGUACGGGGCACUUACAAAAGACGAGGAUCAGAAGCUGGAGGCGUGGCAGAACUUCUGCCAAUCAAAAUUGCCAGCCAUUCACGCUCUAUCAGUGUUCAAAACAGUUAAUCCUUAGAGGAUACAGGAUAGUGCUGUAUCUACUUUACUUGUAGUUGCUGGCCUAAAGGCACUUUUAAUUCGGGUUGAGAAUUUCUUUACCCGCUAUAAAUGGGCUAGGAAAUUCGCAGCAUUGCGACCUGACUCAUCAUAAUUUUAGUGACGAAUUAUGGCUCUCAAACCCAAGCCUUCUAAACAAUUAUUUUUAAUUUAAAUUGGUGUGAUUGUCUUUAA